UCACCACUUGUCGCGACAUCAACAACGCCAGAUACUAAAUCCACACUUUUUACCCGUACCAGAAGUACCCACCACCAUGGCCGCCACCGCCGAUAAAUCCAAGCCCUACAUCCCUCUAGCUGGGGCCGCCGACGACGGCUGGUCGAAAGAAGACUCAGCGACAGCAACCUGCUUUUGCGGCGCCGUGCAGCUCGCUUUCCCCACCCAAGGCCCCGGCCUCGUCAGCACCUUUGUCUGCCACUGUACCGACUGCCGCAAGAUCACAGCGUCGAUGUUCGCCUCCAACUUUACCAUCGCCGACACACAUCUCACCCAUGUCCGCGGCCGCGACAACCUGAAAACUUACGCCCAAUCGCGUACCAUCGCCUCGGGGAAUCUGAUGACCAACUACUUUUGCUCCACGUGUGGCACGCUCAUGUAUCGUGUUGGUGAGGGUUCCCCAGGAUAUAGCAUCCUACGCAUUGGUACCGUGGACGACUUCAAUCUGCACGAGACGAAGCUGAAGCCGGAGCGUGAGAUAUAUGUUAAGGACCGUUGCGGUUGGGUGAGCGCCGUAGAGGGCGCCCAGCAGUUUGAGGCACAGCGUACAAGGCAGAAGAUUUAGUAGAUAAAGCGCGCCGAAUCGUACUAUAAAGUACUAUUCUAAAUGAUACUAAUUCGGCAUUGCAGCAUUCCAGAUAGUUUCCGUAGUCCCUUCUCUAACAGUUGAUUUCAUAUCCA
Messenger RNA from Mytilinidion resinicola, 720 nucleotides. RefSeq lists its product as uncharacterized. NCBI's taxonomy places the organism in Eukaryota, Fungi, Ascomycota, Dothideomycetes, Mytilinidiales, Mytilinidiaceae. Gene Ontology annotation, molecular function: carbon-sulfur lyase activity. The transcript has a single exon. The record is from RefSeq and is a predicted model, not a curated record. Bases 77 to 604 code for a protein of 175 amino acids.